Anastrepha obliqua is the source of this 1569-nucleotide messenger RNA. RefSeq names its product 28S ribosomal protein S31, mitochondrial (gene mRpS31). Gene Ontology annotation, cellular component: mitochondrial small ribosomal subunit. The record is from RefSeq and is a predicted model, not a curated record. NCBI's taxonomy places the organism in Eukaryota, Metazoa, Arthropoda, Insecta, Diptera, Tephritidae. Gene Ontology annotation, molecular function: structural constituent of ribosome. The coding region runs from base 77 to 1252 and encodes 391 amino acids. The transcript has 3 exons.
CAUUUCGAUUCUAUUGAUGGUGUAACCAAUUCAUAUCUAAGUUGGUAAAUUUUUAUAAUAAUUAAUUAAAAACACGAUGCUUCUGCUGCGUAGGACUACAUCAUUGAGUAUACGUGUUUUCGGGUCUCGUGUAGCCGGUGCACGCAAUUAUAGUAAAGAUUAUGAUUCGUCGGAUGAUGAGAAAGAACCGAAGUUAAAAAAAGGGGAACAUAAGGCAGAAAAUAAGGUCGAAGACAAGCCUAAAUCUGCGCCAAACAAAUCUGAUGUUGAUGCCAGUGAUGAACCAGCCAUCACGCGCCUGAAUCGCUUGUUGGCCAGUAUGCCGACAGAAGAUACUUACUCGUUAGCAAGUAAGAAAAAUAAUGUAACAUUAGCACGCCCCGGAGAGGCACAUAAGAAACGAAAGGAGGCAUCGAAACAAGAAAGUGCAUCAAAAGAUAUUUUUGUUGCUGCCAAACGUGUUGCUUCUUUGGCUAGCGAUGGUGAGCAAAAACAGCAAAUGGAAUCAGAGUUGUUAGCUAAAUUGCUAGGACAUAGUGUACAGGAAACUGAUGCAACCAGUAAUGAUGAACCAAAGAAACCAGCCACAGAUUUGAGUUUAAGCGAACUAAUUGUGGGCAUGAAAAUCGAUCGUUCCCAGCAGCCAAAAGAACAAACUCGUGGUGAAUUUGUCCGCCGUUCUAUUGCAGCCAAAACCCAGCAACAGCGGAAACAAGCGCCAAGCGCGCGUAAAGAGGGCCAACGUGAGGCAGCUACUUACACUGGUAGUGUGAACUUAUUUGGAUCCCAGCCAUUGGGUAUUUUUAAAAAUCCAUCUGAAUUGCGUGACGUACCCGACAUGCUGGCAACCUGGGCACACCUGCAGCAAAACGAAUUAAAAUUGCUGACAACACAUCCACCUGCAAAUUAUUUCGAAAAGUUAGUGCUCUGGACGGAGCAGGGAAAAUUAUGGCGCUUCCCAAUCGACAACGAGCAAGAUUUGCGUGAUGAAGUUGAUGUUGACUUCUCCGAACACAUCUUUCUUGAACAGCAUUUGGAAUCCUGGUGUCCUGAAAAAGGUCCAGUUCGUCAUUAUAUGGAGCUAGUGUGUGUUGGUCUUUCGAAAAAUCCGUAUUUGACGGCGAAGGAAAAGAAAGAACAUAUUCUUUGGUAUCGUGACUAUUUCGGAGCGAAAAAGGAUAUACUUAAAGAUUUGAUAAGCCAAGAGAAAAAGCCGAAAGUAGAUGACGAGAAGAAAAAGGUGAAAGCUUAAGGGGUUACAUCUAGUUAGAAGCCCUGAAAAAUGAGGUUUUUAAAAAAAUUUUCCUGAGAAAACUUCUGAAUUAAUUGUUUUAAGCCUUUGUGCACAUAUUAUGGUAACUUUGAAUAAUAUUUAAAAAAAUUUUAUUUGCAAGAAUAACAGUUUUUAUAGCUGCUACAGCAGAUUUCCAGGAACCCCUCCAAAAAAAGACGUUUUACGGUGACCACUAUAUCUCCGAAGUGGAUUAUCUGAAAUGAAAAAACCUAACGGAUUUGAUUAACGUAUUGUAUAUUCUUGUAAUUAAUCGAAGGAAUAAGCAAAAAAAAAAU